GUGACUAUAAUGGAAAGCUGAUUAAGUUAACACCCUGGGACCAAGUAGGCUAUUGUUCCAAUGAACUUAUUUUGAGAAAUAACCUGAAAAAGAAAAGGAAGGUUUUAUUUUUAAAAGCUCUCUAUUUGAAGGGGGUUGGAGUUUGAAUGUCUUGACAAAUUACUGGGUGUGCUGACCAAAGCUGGCUCUGGUGAAGAGAAUUAUUGAUGUGAGAUUGGGUGAUGCUGAGGACAUGUCCCGUCCAAGGAGAAAUUGUCAAAGUUCCUCUAGCAAGUUUGUGUAUGAAACAAUCACCCCCAGGACCACCAAAGGGAUCUUUUCAGCUCAUGUAGUGGGUGUGGAGGAUUCUGAGGAUGGGUCUACAGACAAUGCUGAAGAUUCUGUCUAUAGCUGUCACUCUUGGUCUGCCAGUGAAUCUGGGGAAGAGAAGGAGAAGACGCAGAGUGAUGAUAAACUUGAUCCCUUUCAGAAGCAGAUGUUAAGGGAACACCAAGAAGCCCUGGCCAAAACAGAAGUUCAAGUCAACAAGAUCAAUGUGAUCAAAGAACGAGACAGGAGGAAACGGAUUAAAAGCAGCUGUGAUCAGCUGCGUGAUCUGCUGCCAAAGUUUGAAGGACGAAGGAAUGAUAUGGCAUCUGUCUUGGAGAUGACCGUGAAAUACCUGGAGCUUGUUCAAACCCUUAUCCCGCCUCAAGAACAAUUGAGAAUUUUAUCCAUACCUGAAGGGCUAUAUGAAAAAUGGCAAAAGCCGACUCCAGAGAGAAGCAAGAAGACAAAAGGGAAAAGAAAAACGUGCAUCAGCAAAAAGGACCCAAUGAAAACUUGCACAAUUCAAACUCCAAAAGGGAAAAAGCAAGCCUUGGCUGAAAGUUCAGGAAUCUCUCUGAAUUUUCCACAACUGAGCAUCCCAACUGUUUCAGAGCUGCAACCAACACUUCCAGUCACUAACUCUUCUGAACAACAUGUGCCACAUCCAACCAACUGUUUAUCAACCAAAUGGUUUACAACUCUCCCUGGUGCAGAUCAAAACCAUCAAAAUCUUCUGAACACCAGUUCUAAAACGCUUGCUUCAGUCCCACCAAAUGGCUCUACAGUGGAAAGUUCGACUCAACAAGAUAAUCUGAGUUUUGACAUUCCAGAUCAAUGGAAAGGCAUGCAAGACUCUGGUAAUUCCAGCACCACCACUGCAAACAAAAGCUUGGAGAUUCCAGCAUCAACUGUGGAUCCAGACACUUCAAUUCACACACAACAGGCUUUGCCUUCAAAAGCAAAACCAGAAUCUCUCAAAUCAUUCCAAGCCUUGGAUUUAAAUAGGCUAAUGACUGACAAGUCACUGGGAAACUGGCCAGAAGUGGAUUUGCCAGCAACAACAAAUGAAAAUGACCUGUGUCCUGAAGAAGUAGCUAUGGUGGACUUGAUCUUCUUAAGUUUAUAACCAAUCUAAACCUUGAUUAUUUUCAAAUAACUCGCUUGUCCAACAAGUAGGCAUUUCUGGUACAAACAUUACUAGCAUAUAGGUACUAAGCCAAGUAAUGCUAGGGAAUCCUCACAAACAUUAUGUAAUUAUCUGUUUUGUGGAACUAGUCCAUAUCAACACACUUUAGCUGUUGCAUGCACUGAACCAGUGCCUACUUCAAAUGUAGUGUUUGAAUUGAAUUUCUUCUGGCUGCAGGACUAGAAAGAUCCCAUUUGUCUGUACUAUUGUAUUUGUAUGUGUCUGCACUGUAGCAUACUUGAGAAUGAUGCCAAAUGUUAUGUUGAUUUUAAUCUGAUCAAUGAUAACUUGCUUUACAGUGAAUGUUGGUAUCUCAUACUUUGGGUUGAGACUGUUAAAACAUCUUGCAUGUACAAUAUUUCCUCUAUCCUGAAAGGGGUUAGAGAUAUUAAAGUGAAGCAGCAUCUGUUGAUGGUUAA
Messenger RNA from Rhincodon typus (whale shark), 1914 nucleotides. Its product is annotated as spermatogenesis- and oogenesis-specific basic helix-loop-helix-containing protein 1-like. Lineage: Eukaryota; Metazoa; Chordata; Chondrichthyes; Orectolobiformes; Rhincodontidae. Bases 233 to 1435 code for a protein of 400 amino acids. Gene Ontology annotation, biological process: regulation of DNA-templated transcription; spermatogenesis. Gene Ontology annotation, cellular component: nucleus. The transcript is spliced from 8 exons. The record is from RefSeq and is a predicted model, not a curated record. Gene Ontology annotation, molecular function: DNA-binding transcription factor activity, RNA polymerase II-specific; RNA polymerase II cis-regulatory region sequence-specific DNA binding; protein dimerization activity.